This is a messenger RNA of Acanthamoeba castellanii str. Neff, 1944 nucleotides long. Its product is annotated as SPRY and ankyrin domain containing protein. NCBI's taxonomy places the organism in Eukaryota, Discosea, Longamoebia, Acanthamoebidae. The record is from RefSeq and is a predicted model, not a curated record. Gene Ontology annotation, molecular function: ubiquitin-protein transferase activity; protein binding. Gene Ontology annotation, cellular component: cytoplasm. The transcript is spliced from 11 exons. The coding region runs from base 1 to 1944 and encodes 647 amino acids.
AUGGAGCGGACGAGCCUCGAUGCAGAUCCCCUCAAUUCGGUGGAGAUGCAUCGCAGUGUCUCUGAGACGUUUGUACAAGACAACACGAAGAUGAUGGAUGAACUGGACGCCAAGGGCUGCACGCCGCUACACUGGGCGAUUUGGCGCUGUUUCCAUCAGAAGAAGGAAAAGGCCGAAGAAGCGAAGCAGACGAUUCGAUUGCUGUUGCGCAGUGGCGCGGACCCAAACGCCGCAAUCGCAGCUGCCGCGCCGCCUCCAGUCGACGCCAUGGACGAAGAAGGCAAGGAAGCGGCUGAGGGCGCCUCAGGCGACGUCGCCUUCCGUGCGCCGACGGUGGAGGGCCGUGUGGGACCCGAGCGAGUGCGGAUGAACGAGCACGACAAGUCCAACGAGACCAAGAUAUCCAAGGACGGCCUGCAGGUGUACAACUCGGCAAGGCUCACGUACUUGCUGGGCACCAUGGGCUCCGUGCGGAGCAAUGUCAAGGUCACGUCCGGCUGCUGGUUCUACGAGGUGGUGAUCGGCACCGAGAACCUCUACCAGAUCGGGUGGUCUUCGAAGGACACCAAGUUCACACGCUCGGAAGGCGUUGGCGACGACAAGUACUCGUAUGCGUUCGAUGGUUACCGCCGACUCAAGUGGCACAGGCGAGGCUUCUGGCCGUGGGGCGACAAAUGGAAGCCUGGUGACAUUUUGGGCUGUGGGCUGGACGCUGACAGAAAGGAGAUCAUGUACUGGCUCAACGGCAAGUACAUGGGUGUGGCGUUCAGCGACGUCGAGCUGCGCGACGGCCUCUACGCCGGCGUCUCCAUCGAGACGCAGCAUGGAGCUGGAGCCCACCACGACUACGACGACUUCAUCCUCUUCAGCGUCAUCGUCAUCGUCAUCAUCAACUUCCUCAUCGCCGAGCCCGUCGGCUUCUUUCCUCGCGUCGUGGCGGCCACUGCAAUACGACACCGCUUUACGGCUCUGCACGAGGCCUCGUUUCUGGGCCUGGUUGACGUGGCCCGCAUGCUGCUCGAGGAGGGCAAGGCCGAUGUCCAGGCCACGGACGCCUACCAGCGCACUGCACUUCACCUUGCCGCCAUCACGGGCGACUGCGACAUGAUCAAGCUGCUGUUCUCGGCCGGCGCCGUGCUCCAGUCGACGGACGACUGCGGCCGCACGCCGCUCCACUUGGCCGCCAUGCACGGCCACCUGGCGGCAGUCCAGUACCUGGUCGGGCAAGAGUCGUCCAUUCUGGCGCGCGACAACAACUCGUGGAUCAUAUUCAAGGACUCCACGCCGCUUCAUCUGGCCGCCGCCCGCGGACACACUGACGUAGUACUCUUCCUUCUGGAGACUUCCUUCGGCAAGAACAUUGUGGCGCUGGAAGACGACGACGAUGUCGAAGAGUUCCUGGAAUCGGAUGACGACGAGUGGGACGAAGAGGAAGAGGAGGAAGAAGCCGAGGAGAACAAAAAGGAGGGCGAAGAGGCCGCGGGCGCCACAACCAAGGAAGACGCCACCCCUGCCGAGGUGUUGGCCGAAAUGGUCGAAGCUGCCGCGCUCAAGAACAAGGCCAAGCGCGAGAGGCACCGGCGGCGGAGGAUGAAGGACUCGCUCUACUUGUCUCGCUACCUCAAGAAUGCGGACGGCAACACGUUCCUGCAUUUGGCGGUGGCGAACGGGCACACGGAGACGGCCAGGCGCAUCCUAGAGCUGCUCAACGGCACCGAGGAGCAGCAGCUGGCGCGCCGCGCCUUGGAACAGCAGCAGGAGCUGAAGCGACAGAAGGACGCGGAAGACGCGAAGACGAAAGAAGAAAAAGAAAAAGAAAAGAAGGAAAAAGGAGAAGAGGUGGACGUCGCCAUCAUCGGACAGGUGGAGGGAGGCGCAGAGGAGAAGGAAAAGGAAAGGAAAUGGAGAAGGAAGAAGAAAAAGAAGAACACGAGACGAAGGUGA